UUCUCUCCUCCACCUCCACCUCCCUCCAUAUCAUCCAUUACUUACCAUAUUCCCCGAAUUUUGGGAGACUCCCCUCCUCCAAUAACUACCAUGUUGGUCUCCUUGACCGUGGGCAAGGUGGACGCCGGUGUCGCCGUCCUCCUGACCCAAGAUAACCGACUCAUCGAAUUCCCCUCCGUCCUCCUCCCCAGCAACAUCACCUCCGGCAGCAUCGUCGACAUCACCGUCGCGCGCAACCAUGCCGCGGAAGUGGCCAAUGCCACUGCCUUCCAGAGCCUCCAGAAACGCAUCCUCAACACAUACGGAGUGAAGACGCCCUCCCCGCCCGUGCUGCGACUGCGCAAUGCUACGCAGACCUCCCUGGUGCUGGAGUGGGACCCCGUCGAUCUGGCCACGGCCUCGCUCAAGUCGCUCUCGCUGUACCGCAAUGGCUCCAAGGCCGGGUCCAUCCCCCGUCCCCUGGAGACGCGCAGCACCAAGAUCAGCGGGCUCGCCAUCCACACCGAGUACUCGUUCCACCUGGUGCUCCGCACGACGGCCGGCACCUACCAGUCGGAGAAGUUGACGUGCCGCACCCACAAGAUGACCGACCUGUCCGGUAUCACGGUCACGGCGGGCGUGCUGCCGCCGCCACAGAAGGAGGCACUAGCGUCUGCCCUGGACCGCAUCGGCGGUCGGCUCAUCGACUCGGUGCGCAUCGACACCACCCACUUCGUCUGCACCGAGGGCCGCGGCCCCCUGUGGGAGAAGGCCGUCGAGAUGAACAUCCCCGUCGUGGUCCCCGAAUGGGUCGACGCCUGCGAGUCCGAGGGCACCAUCGUCAGCGUCCGCGGCUACUACCUCAACGCCGACCCGAAGACCCGCCAGCUGGGUCCCAUCCAGGGCUCCACCCAGCACCAGCGCACCAUCUCGUCCGCCACCUCCGCUCACCGUCACACUCCGUCGUCCCCCUCCGUCCAGCUACCUGUGUCGAGCGACGGGCGGCGGCCAACCCUGUCGCAGGAUCGGACACGACAGGAAAGCAACACUCCCGGCGACCCGCCCAUCACCCCGUUCCCCGGCCAGCACAUGAGCGGCCAACCCACUGCCGAAGAGAGCGAGGUGGCCUCCGCCGACGAAGACGACGAAUCCCCGCCGCCCCCGCCCCCCAAGGACGAAACAUCCCUGGAGCAAAACGGACACGCCGAGUCUGUAGACCAGAAAGAAACCAACGGCCAUCCGGAGGAGGAAGCGAAAGAGGAAGAGGAAGAGGAAGAAAAAGAACAAGAGGAAGAGAAAGAGCCGGAGGAAGAGAAAGAGGAAGCUGACGAGAAAAAGCAAGAGAAAGGCGAAGAAACCAAAGCACCUGAACCAGAAAAGCUAAAGAAAGUAGAAAACCCAUCCGCGGAGGAUUCCUCCUCAGCCAGCGACGGAAAGAAGUCGGAUUUCAACGAAGUCCCUCUAUAAACAUCAAGCUUAUCAAUUGAAUCAAUUGAGUUAGUCAGUUACCUUAACGAAUGGGAUAUACGGGAAUCGUUGAACCAACGUGAGCUUUUUUUAUAGCCUCUUUCUGCUUUCUUCUCUUUCUACUCUGCUCUUUGGUGCCUAUUCUUCGUGUUGUGUGUUCUAUCUAUAUCCUUUUUCUUUAUCUUGAUCUUUUUUCUUUUCUUUUUUAAAUUCAUCUACCUAUCUAUUUAUCUAUCUACAUAUUUAUUUUACCCUAGUCUUUUUAUCUAUAUUUUUAUAAGUUUAUCA
Messenger RNA from Aspergillus candidus, 1734 nucleotides. Its product is annotated as putative chitin biosynthesis protein (Chs5). Gene Ontology annotation, cellular component: exomer complex; trans-Golgi network. Gene Ontology annotation, molecular function: protein dimerization activity. The coding region runs from base 91 to 1446 and encodes 451 amino acids. Gene Ontology annotation, biological process: conjugation with cellular fusion; Golgi to plasma membrane transport. The transcript is spliced from 2 exons. The record is from RefSeq and is a predicted model, not a curated record. Lineage: Eukaryota; Fungi; Ascomycota; Eurotiomycetes; Eurotiales; Aspergillaceae.